This is a messenger RNA of Cooperia oncophora, 360 nucleotides long. The record is from the annotation of a GenBank genome assembly. Lineage: Eukaryota; Metazoa; Nematoda; Chromadorea; Rhabditida; Trichostrongylidae.
AUGGAUGAAAAAUUGAAAGCAGGUCAGCAAACCCACAUGGGUGUACGACUAUUGAAGGAGAUCGACAACUUUAGAGAAUUCAGUGGUUGCCUCAAAUUUUGUCGAGGUGAAGUGUUGAGCACGGAUCAUUGGCUGGAAAUGUUUCGACUUCUUCAACUACCCAGGCGCUUGAAUGCGAGAGCUCAAGGAGAGGUGACGAUCAGGGAAGCGAUUCAGGAGCUCGAAAUGUGGGCAGCACAGGCCGAAUUUGCUUUUUCUGACUACAAGCACUCGAAUGGCAGCAAUAUGAAAGUCAUUCGUGACUGGAAGGAGUCGAUUAAUUCAGUAAGUGUCACGACUUCAGCUUUUCCAGGGGCAUGA